Molecule: messenger RNA, 1711 nt
Organism: Porites evermanni
Lineage: Eukaryota; Metazoa; Cnidaria; Anthozoa; Scleractinia; Poritidae
Source: the annotation of a GenBank genome assembly
AUGAACAAAUGCACUGUAGCAGCUAUCGCGAAGUGUGCUAUCAAUCAAAGGCGGUUUGUGAACAAUGUAAGUUAUUUGGACAAGUUAGCCACCUUCCUUCUUUACAGUUCUGUGAUUCCUGCAAUGACAAAGAUGUCCCUUGUUUCCGCCGUGUCGUGAUGAUUGUUUGUAGUGACUGUGAAACAGGCAACAAAACAGCCUUCAAGAACUUAAAAGCGAAACUUGAGGCAGAUGCUGUAGAUCCCAACCUAGCGUUUUUGCCUGUUUUGCCUGAUUGUCCUUAUGUUGGGAAAAGUAUAAAACCUGCAUUUUCUAAUUGGUGGCUGAAAUGUUGAGGCGAACGAAUAAACUUGGCUCUCGUUAGAACUUUGAGAAACCACUCCGAUAGAGCCACUAAAGACAAAUUCAAGAGACUAAUUCCAAAAAAUGACCAUGUCAAGAACAAGGACAGGCAAGAUCCAUCUGCUGUCCUUACCCUAAGUAAUAGCAAGUUGACAGAUGAGCUGAGGAACACUGGUUAUGUCUGCCAUACUAUAAUACCCGAGUUGGACAAGUUCUCUCCCUGCAAUCAAGUUGGUAUGCACACUCGCCUAUCACUGUUGCUGUCCCUUGCUAUGGGUAGAUUGCAUUCUUAUCAUACGAUGUUAAGACUUCCACAUGCACCCUCUUUAAAGCUCGUCUGCCCAGUCCUGUGGACAAGAUCGUUGCCAUGAGGAAGAAUCUUAAAGCGAAGGAAAUUCAUUCUUCUGACGGAAUCAUAUUUAUUUCAGCUUAGAGUGGUCCUAUCAAAGCUGUAGAAUUUCAAGGGUCAAUUUUCCUUAUAUCUAAAAAAGUCAAACAGAAGAAGAAAGGGGAUCUGGUAGAUCUUGCAAAUAAACUCCAGGUGCAAUCUACUGGAACCGUAGCAGAGAUUACCUCCCGAAUUCAGGCGUACUCCAACUCACAGACAAAGAAGGAUUCUCAGAACAACGUCAAAGGUGACCAAAUCCACUUCUGGGACUGUGAAGAACAACCAUCGUUCAAAGCAGUGGUAUGUGAAGACAAUGAGUUGAUGUACCGUGCUGAAUGCAGCAAAAAACCUCUAAUGUCUUUCCAAGUGGAAAAGGAUGGUGUCGGCCUGAAAGGCACAAAUCAGCAAGUGAUUGUCCAGUACAGCCCUGGUUGGCGCAAAAUCAACAGUGUGUGUCUUUGUGGCAGCAGCAUAUUUAUUUUGCAGUGUCAAGGAGUUAGUAAAAUAAGCCUGGAAAGUGGAGAAUGCAGGCUGCUUGUCGAGCUUGUAGACGAGCUGUGUGUACAAACACGAUUUGGUUCGGACGUCUUAUCUACCAAUCAGAAGAUGUCAACUGUUUGGCAUCUUAAACCGUGUAGCUAACUAGAUCUGUUUGCUGGCUCUGACAAAGAAGAAGGAAUUGUCGAUGAACCCAUCAAGACUUGUCGGUUUAAAAAACCAAUGGGUAUUUGUACCAAGUUUGAUAGUGUUGUUUAUGUUUGUGAUGUGCUGGCGAACUCUUUCACAGUCUGUACUGAGGUUAAACAGUGUUCUCUUUUUCUAAACACCAUGGGGUCCUUGUAUAAUGCGUUCUCUGUGCAUAACAAAGGUUCAACAUACACCGUUAAGACACCUGAUGAGGCUCUUAUUCUUGUUCAACAGUGCCAAGACUUUCUUAAUGAUAUUACCGUGGACAUAAGAUCUAACACAGGAAUUUCUUGA